Molecule: messenger RNA, 1449 nt
Organism: Cyphellophora attinorum
Lineage: Eukaryota; Fungi; Ascomycota; Eurotiomycetes; Chaetothyriales; Cyphellophoraceae
Product: Palmitoyl-protein thioesterase 1
Exons: 3
Coding region: 1-1449 (482 amino acids)
Cellular component (GO): lysosome
Molecular function (GO): palmitoyl hydrolase activity; thiolester hydrolase activity
Source: RefSeq, a predicted model, not a curated record
AUGUACUUCUCCCUGCCACUUUUCGCGGCCCUGGUGCCCCGCGCUCUUUCCUUCGUCAUCCUUCCUGAGGCCGAGAUCUUUGCUGAGUUGCCAGCCAACGUGCCCCUUCGAUCUACAGUCCACGAACGCCCAAGCUUGAAGAACGCUGAAAAAGAUGACACACCACUGCCCGUCGUCAUCUGGCAUGGUUUGGGCGACUCAGCUGACGCGGACGGUAUCAAAGACGUGAUGUCCCUAAUAGACGAGAUUCACCCUGGCACAUACACCCAAGCGAUCUCACUCGGCAAGUCGGCAGGCUCCGCAGAUAGGUCCGCCUCGUUCUUCGGCAACGUCACCGAGCAGGUCGAGCACGUAUGUCAAGAGCUAGCAAAGGACAACAUCCUGCGCACCGCGCCCGCAAUCGAUGCCGUCGGCUUCAGCCAGGGAGGGCAGUUCCUACGUGGCUACAUUGAGAGGUGUGGUCACUGGGCGCCGCCCGUGCGAAGUCUGAUCACAUUCGGAAGCCAGCACAACGGUAUUGUCGAGUUCCAGUCGUGCAAGACGACGGACUGGAUCUGCCAUAGUGCGAAUGCGCUGUUGCAGAGCAGCACUGUGUGGAGCUCGUUCAUUCAGUCUAGAUUGGUGCCCGCGCAGUAUUACAGGCCAGGCGGCGAUAUGGAGAACUAUCUCGAAUACUCGAACUUCCUCGCGGAUAUCAAUAAUGAGCGGAAGGUGAAGAACGCGACGUACAAGGAGAAUCUCGCGAAGCUCGCCAAAUUCGUCAUGGUCGUCUUCAAGGAUGAUCAGACCGUCAUUCCGAAGGAGUCGGGCUGGUUUGCAGAGGUCAAUCAUACGGAGACGGAUGCAGAGAAGCGUGUGACCCGACUGCAGGAUCGCCAGAUCUACGAGGAAGACUGGAUCGGUCUAAAGCAGCUGGACAAGAAGGGCGGGCUUGUCUUCGAGGAGGUUGCUGGUGAGCAUAUGCAGCUGAAGGACAAGGACCUCAGGCGGUUGUUCAGCAAUGUAGUGACCGAGGAACAGCCUGUACAUCGGAAGCGGGGGCUACAUAUCAGUUGCUACGCCGAAGAGGAUCACCUGGGUGCCUACGCCUUCCGUACUAUCCUACGCUACACCACAGACAUCACUCGCAAAGCCAUCUCCAGCAAGCUCGACAGCCAAAGCAUGUUCCCUCCCUCGACCCCAACGGCCCACGCCACAUGGUCCCGCGCCAACUACCUCAUCUCCACAGACCCAUCCCUCGUCGACAUGGAAGCCCUCAACGCCGCCUUCGACUCCGACUUCCUCUACUGGGCCAAACCCCUGCCUCGGGACGUCAUACGUACCAUGCUCGACAACGGACUGAGCUUUGGACUUUACGACACCUCUACACCAUCCGAGAAUGAAGCCACCAGCGCAGACAUCAAGACUGAAUCCACCCGGCCUGGCCCUCUGAUAGCUUCGCCCGCCUGA